AUGAACAAAAACAUUCAGUACUGGGUGGAUUAUCUGCGCCUUCAGCCCCAUCCCGAAGGAGGCUUUUUCGCGGAGGUGCUGCGCUCAAAUGAGGUGAUGAAAACCAACAGAGGAGACCGCAGCUACUAUACCAGCAUUUACUUCCUGCUAACACACGAAAACCCCUCGCGCUUCCAUCGCAUCAAGUCGGAUGAGGUGUGGUACUACCAUGCGGGGGCACCGCUUACCGUGCACAUUCUUCACCCCAGCGGCACUCACGAGAUAAUUAAUGUCGGCCCGAACGUUGAAAAGGGUGAGGUGCUGCAGGCUGUCGUGCCAAAAGGCGUCAUAUUUGGCUCCAGCGUUGAGGUGCCGGGUGCCUUUGCCGUCGUGGGAUGCAUGUGCUCCCCGGGCUUUGACUACGCCGACUUUGAGCUUUUUACAAAAGACCACCUCACGUCACUCUACCCACAGCAAAAGGAAAUUAUUGACCGGCUCGCCUACGACACACUGACCGUGUAA
Trypanosoma rangeli is the source of this 501-nucleotide messenger RNA. Its product is annotated as cupin. NCBI's taxonomy places the organism in Eukaryota, Euglenozoa, Kinetoplastea, Trypanosomatida, Trypanosomatidae. The transcript has a single exon. The record is from RefSeq and is a predicted model, not a curated record. The coding region runs from base 1 to 501 and encodes 166 amino acids. Gene Ontology annotation, cellular component: intracellular anatomical structure.